UCAAUUACAAGCCCUAAUUUGUGUCCGCAGAGCGUUUGUUACCCAUGUCAGCCCUGCCUGGCCCAUCAGACGGGGCAGAACGUGGAGGAGGAGGAGGAGGAGGAGGAGGGGGAGAGAAGGAACGCAUCUGCAGAAAGGAAUAGAAUUUUUUUUCCACUUAAAAAAACCCCAAAACAAUCCCCCCCCGCAACCAAAAAAAAAAAAAACCAAAAAAAAAAAACUUGGCUGAUAACUCGGAUUUAAAAAGAAAGGCGAGGAAAAGCCCCAGCCCCUUGCCUGAGCGGUCGGGAGGACGGGAGGGCGGCCGGCGCGGCGGGCCGGGCGCGGGUGCCGGUGCCGGCGGCCGCGGGGCGCCUGGAUGCGCGGGCUGUAGGGUGGCGGGCAUGGCCGACAAGCGGCGGUCCUCGCCAGGCACCACCAUGAGCCUCAAGGCUCACGCCUUCUCCGUGGAGGCUCUCAUCGGGGCCGAGAAGCAGCAGCAGCAGCAGCAGCAGCCGCCGCCGCCGCGGCAGCCCAAGCGGAGGAAGCUGGGCGGCGAGGACGAGGCGGCGGAGGACGAAGGCGGCAGCGGCUGCUGCGCCAAGAGCUCUCCCGCCACCGCUGCCGGCAGGACCUGCGGCGACAUGGACCUGGGCUGCGCCGGCCGCGGCCCCGCCGGCGAGGAAGGCUUCCUGGCGGGCUCCCCGCCCGCCUCUCCCGGCGGAUCCCCCAAGGGCUCGCGGCCCGGCUCGCCGCUGCCCACGCCGCAGGCGCCGCGCGUGGAUCUGCAGGGCGCCGAGCUCUGGAAGCGCUUCCACGAGAUCGGCACCGAGAUGAUCAUCACCAAGGCGGGAAGGCGGAUGUUUCCUGCAAUGAGAGUGAAGAUCUCAGGUUUAGACCCACAUCAGCAGUAUUACAUUGCUAUGGAUAUUGUGCCAGUGGAUAACAAAAGAUACAGGUAUGUUUAUCAUAGUUCCAAGUGGAUGGUGGCUGGUAACGCUGACUCCCCGGUGCCGCCUCGUGUUUAUAUUCACCCUGAUUCACCCGCCUCGGGGGAGACCUGGAUGAGACAAGUGAUCAGCUUUGACAAACUGAAGCUUACCAAUAACGAGCUGGAUGAUCAAGGGCAUAUUAUCCUUCACUCUAUGCAUAAAUAUCAGCCUCGUGUCCACGUCAUCCGAAAAGACUGUGGCGAUGAUCUGUCCCCUGUCAAGCCCAUUCCUUCGGGAGAAGGGGUGAAAGCCUUCUCCUUCCCUGAGACAGUCUUCACUACUGUCACAGCAUACCAAAAUCAACAGAUAACUCGUCUGAAGAUUGAUAGGAAUCCGUUCGCCAAAGGCUUCAGAGAUUCAGGCCGUAACAGAAUGGGACUGGAAGCUCUGGUAGAGUCUUAUGCCUUCUGGAGACCUUCGCUGAGGACACUUACAUUUGAAGACAUACCUGGGAUACCCAAACAAGGAAAUGCAGGUUCCUCUACUCUACUCCAGGGAUCUGGCAGCGCAGUUCCAUCCACCCACCCUCACCUUUUACCGGGCUCCCCUUGCUCAUCUCCAGCCUUCCACCUCAGCCCCAACACCAGCCAGCUGUGCACCCUUGCUCCAGCUGACUACACAGCCUGUGCCCGCUCUGGCCUGGCCCUGAACAGAUACAGCACUUCCUUGGCUGAAACCUACAACCGGCUCACCAACCAGAGCGGCGAGACCUUCGCUCCCCCAAGGACUCCCUCCUAUGUCGGCGUCUCGAGUAGCACAACUGUGAAUAUGUCCAUGAGCGGCAACGAUGGGGAUGCAUUCAGCUGCCCGCAGACUGGCUUAUCCAUGCAGAUUUCAGGGAUGUCUCCACAGCUCCAGUACAUCAUGCCUUCCCCAUCCAGCAAUGCCUUUACCACUAAUCAGACCCACCAAGGCUCCUACAACACGUUUAGGCUGCACAGUCCCUGUGCGCUCUAUGGAUAUAACUUUUCCACAUCCCCUAAACUGGCUGCCAGUCCUGAGAAAAUCGUUUCUUCCCAAGGAAGUUUCUUGGGGUCCUCGCCAAGUGGAACCAUGACGGAUCGGCAGAUGUUGCCCCCCGUGGAAGGAGUGCACUUACUUAGCAGUGGGGGGCAGCAGAAUUUCUUUGACUCUAGGACCCUAGGAAGCUUGACACUCUCAUCUUCUCAAGUGUCUGCACAUAUGGUUUGAUGAAGCCUUUAAGUAAAAGUACAGUAUGUUUGGUGUCUACAAUGUAUUUCUUUUGGAAUAUGAAAGGACACUCGAUGUAGCUUGUAAAGUGUGUGUAUAUAUAAUAUGAGAGGAAGUUUCACUGAGAUUUUGACUUGCUUGUGGCCAGAGUAUUCUCCUAUUUUGAGUUACACAGAGUUUGCUGCGGUGCAGACUGCUUUAGUUUUCUGGUAUAAUACACUUAGUUGUAUAACACGUUGGGACAUAUGCAACAAAUUAAGUAAGACUUCCUCCCCUUUCCCCCUCCUCUGUUCUAACCCCUUUAAAGAAUGAAGUGACACUUGGAGUAUUAAACAACACAAAAAAGCCCACUUAUAUUUCCUAUAGUACUAGUGAGUUUCUUUAAAACAUUUUAUACAAUAAGCUGAUGCACCAAAGACAUUUUACAAGUUUCUUCUGUUAUAAGGGAUACAAAGGGUAUUUGGACUUCUUAAUGUUAAGCAUCAAGCAUCCAGCCUAAAAUAGAAGUUUAGCUAAUGGAUUAUUUACAAAGUAAAUGGAAAGAUUAGUUUGCCUUUUCAUGAUAUGCUGGUUUUAGCUUAUCAAUGGCACAGCAUUCUCACUAGAAUUUGGUUUUUUUCAGCAUUAGUCUAGAUUUAGGAUUAUAUAUUUGAAGACAAGUAAUGCAUAUUUAAAUUGUGGUGAUAGGAAUAAUUCAAAUCAACAGCACUAGAAGCAGCAUUCCUUUGUAUGAAAUGAACAUUAGGGUGCUUAAUUUUUGUCAAAGGUAGGGCUUGAUGCAUUUUUUCCUCCAUAAAUAUUGCCUAUAAGACAUUUACUGGACAGUAGGAUAUUCUAAUGUAUCUUUGUUUUUGUAUUUUUACGUUUUUAAAGGAAAAUUCAGUUUGAUUUAGGAAAAAAAAAGUGAGCAGGAUGAGAAAUUCCAUUAUUGGUUUUAUCUGUUUUUGUGUGUGACAUGU
Molecule: messenger RNA, 3121 nt
Organism: Passer domesticus (house sparrow)
Lineage: Eukaryota; Metazoa; Chordata; Aves; Passeriformes; Passeridae
Gene: TBX18
Product: T-box transcription factor 18
Exons: 8
Coding region: 384-2162 (592 amino acids)
Biological process (GO): morphogenesis of embryonic epithelium; regulation of transcription by RNA polymerase II; positive regulation of DNA-templated transcription
Cellular component (GO): nucleus
Molecular function (GO): RNA polymerase II cis-regulatory region sequence-specific DNA binding; DNA-binding transcription factor activity, RNA polymerase II-specific
Source: RefSeq, a predicted model, not a curated record